AUGACAUUUGUUAAGGAUAUUAAUGAACCAUUUUGGUUCCAAGUAGAAUAUGGAUUUAAUGACUUCGAGGGGAAUGUUAAGGGCUACAUAGAAGAAGGAUUUGGAAUUGUUGACUUACCGCUUUUGACAGGUAGAGGCUUCUGUAAAGUUCUUUUAGCUGAUGAGAAUGCUCGCAUUGACAUAGUGCCGGUUGACAUUGUGGCUAAUAUGCAUAUUGUAGCUGCCUGGAGUGUUGGUACAAAGAGAAUGCCGUCCAUGUCAAUCAUCAACUGUACUGCAGGACCAUGGUUUCUAACGUACGGAUCAUAUAUCGAGACCUGGAAAAAACUCUACUCUCAGUUUUUGUUGCCCAAAUCUUUUCAAAAACUUUCUCUCUCCGUCGCAAAAAACAUAUAUGUGUAUAAAUUAUUGGUACUGUAUGAGCAUUAUCUCCCAGCUUAUGUUCUUGAUCUCAUAUUUUCUCUUCAAAAAAGCAAAGUCAGGUUGGUGAAGUUUUAUAAAUUACUGGACGAGCAAGCGUAUGCAUUUCAUUUCUUCACCACCACUGUAUUUGAUUUUGAAAUGGGUAAUUUUAUUACAGUAGAGGAACAAUUAGAUUCCAGAGAUAAGGAGAUGUUUUCUUUGAGACGAGAUGAUAUAGACAUAAUCAAACUGCACGAAGAAAUUCCAAAUGGAUGCCCAUAUUAUGAUUGGAAAGUUGCAGAUACUCUGACACCGGAAGAAAGAAAGGUAAAAGUUAUAAGCCACAAUAAAGAUGGAACUAUACCAUGCUACAAUGAAGAAAUUUCCAAUGCAACGGAUGAUCGUGUUGUUCUACCAGCAGCCAUUCGUCUCAAAUAA
Messenger RNA from Parasteatoda tepidariorum (common house spider), 840 nucleotides. NCBI's taxonomy places the organism in Eukaryota, Metazoa, Arthropoda, Arachnida, Araneae, Theridiidae. The record is from RefSeq and is a predicted model, not a curated record.